Molecule: messenger RNA, 2754 nt
Organism: Striga hermonthica
Lineage: Eukaryota; Viridiplantae; Streptophyta; Magnoliopsida; Lamiales; Orobanchaceae
Source: the annotation of a GenBank genome assembly
AUGGGGGAGAAAAUCACAGAGAAACGAAAGUUGGAAUUAAGAUAUGGCGUUCAUCUCUCUCACCCCGUCAUUAAAUUCGCUGCCAAAUUUCUUCAAGAAUGUGAAGGAAACUCGAAAAUGGUUGAGGAUAAUAAUGUUUGGGAGCUGAUUGAGUGCGCUUGCCAGAGGUGGAGGACAAACUAUGAUUCAGACAGUGAGGAAAAAGAGUUGGAUUGGGACGAGUACUAUCUGAAUCGCGCAUUCGUUGAGGCCACCGAACUCAGAAAAGAAAAGUCCCUUUUUUGUCGAUCAGUCCUGCUGCCUCGUGUUGAGAAAGAGUUUGCGGAUUUCACCAACAAAUGGGAUGACUUCAAACGUAAGUGGGCUCGCCCGACGGAGCGGAUGAGACAUAAAUCUGAAGAAAGAGUCGGUUUGUUAGAAAGAUUGCGUGAUGCGGUGGGUCGUGUGAAUAAAUAUGCAGAGGUGGACGAGCUUAUUAAGGUGCUUCCACCACUCGGUUUUACCGCACACCGGCUGAUGGAAACCAUUCCCAUCGCAUUUCACGAAAGACGUGCAGUCUUGGAACUCGAUAUCCUGCAAGCGAUGAGUUCCAAGACGGGUCUUCCCUUGAAGUGUUUCCAGUCACAUUUGGAGCUGAGGACUAAGCUUGAGAAUAUGGGGCAGAGGUUAUCCGAGAGGUUAGUUGGAUUGGAUGAUUUGGUCGUCAAGAAGAUCACGUCGGCUUUGUUGGCUCGGAAAUUCUCAGCUUCUUUUUUCUUUCUGGGACGCCAUGGCUGUGGAAGGACGAAGCUGGCGAGAGUUCUUGCGGAGGAACUCUUCGAUGACAAAGGCCGGAUUAUGAAACUUGAUAUGUCCGAAUAUGGGGAUUCGGAUUGUGUCUCGCGCCUCAUUGCAGCUCUCAACGGGGAUAAAAGACGAGGAAAGAUUGUGAUGCUUGAUAAUAUAGAGAAUGCUCAUAGCUGCUGUGAUGAGGUUCUUGUUGGUUUAUUGAAGGACGGUAGAGUGAUAGAUGAAAACGGCGUCCAUGUUGAUUUCUCGCUUGACAUACUUAUUGUCUCGUCACACGUCGGGCAUCAGUUUCUCUUUCAUUGUCGAUGUCUUCAUGAAACUUUACCAAAAAUCCCUUUCCGGAAAAUAUUGAAAGAGCCCACACUUGUUCACCGAGGGAUGCACCUGGACCCAGGAAAGGCUUUCGAUGGCUGUGAUAUUCACCGUUUUUAUGUUGAGGUUGCUCAACGGUUUAGGGCUGAGUUUGUUGAUCUUUUUGAUGACUUGCUCGUUUUCCCUCGUAUGAGACCGUGGGACUAUUACACCAUCUUUUGGCUGCAACACAGGGAGGCUGCCAUGCGCAUGACAUCAUCACACAACUUUCCAGUCAUCAUGUACCCAACAGAUGCUGCAUUAAGUUACAUGACUACUUGGCCAGAUAUGUUUGAAAGAGGUGCACAUGCCUAUGAGACAUGGUAUGAAGCCCAUAAGGUCCAGAUGUUGAAUAGAGAUAUUCUAGAGAAGGUGACAGAUAAGACGAUUAUCAUAUACAUUGAUACAUUCCUAGGUUCCUGGGAAUAUUCUUUCAGAGUUGAAACUAUUAGUCAUUUGGAGGAACAUCCCGCGUUUCAGAUUUUGAAAGAAAGUAUACGGCAUUUGAGGAGCAAAUACCGUCGCGAAAGACAACAAGUGAACAAGAUAUAUAUGGUUUUGGCAAGCUACUUCUGUCUACUCGAGCAAAUAAACUCCAAGUCUGAGACAAAUGAUGCCAAUAUUCGCAAGUUGUCUGAGAAAAUUGUUAUACUAAUUGACGAAGUUGUUAAGUUUGAGAAGGUCCAAACGGAGGACUUUUUCGACAAGUGUUCCCCAAGUGAUCAAGAGACAAGGAUAGAGGCUAGUGAGUGGUUGAAGCUCGUGUCCACCAAAUUGCAGACUUCGUUGGUACUUAAAGAAGAUAGAGCGACACGUGGCACCAUUGAGGUGUUAUUAAGUCAGUUAAAUAAUAAUGGUGAUCAGUCUACCAAGUCAUUUCUUUGUCUGGGUCUCAAGCCUAAUAGUUUGGAACAAUAUGCAAAAAGCCUUGCACAACAGCUUGUGAUUGAUGAUGGGGAAAAGUUAAUGAUUCAAGUCGACUUAUCACUGUGCACGGGACCUGAAUCAUUCUUCAGGUGCUCAGACAUUGGUAACCCUCAUCUGUUGCUUAUGGAGUUUAUUAAGAAAAGCCCUUAUUCGGUGAUUGUGUUUUAUGAGCUGGAGAAGGCACAUGUUGCUACUUUUAGCAUAAUUCUGUCCAUUCUUGAAAGAGGUGUAACCAAGGAUAAAGACGGGAACAUAGUGGAUUUUAGUCAUACUGUAAUUGUUAUCGUCUCACAUCUAGGGAAUAAGGAGAUGAUUGGCGGGUUUAAUGGGCAUCAUACGAAAAUCGAUCUGUCUGGUUUUUUUAAAUCCACUCCAAAAGCUAUGGACGGGUUUUCGACUUCAUUGCCUGGUGAAAAGGGAUUGAUAGGUCUAAGGACGGAACUACUAAAUCGGUUGGAUUUCAUGAUAUUAUUUGACCCUUUCUGUGAGGAACAGCUGAAUGCAUUUGCCAAAGUGGGCAUGAAACAUUUAAGAGACGGUGAUGGGUGGGGUUCGUUGAGUGUUGCAUUCCGUAAUCUGUUUAAAGCAGAUGGUAAUAAGCGACCUAGUUACACCACACACGACAUGCUCACAACCAUAGUAUGUGCUGGCGGCAAAGACGCCAUAGUAAGAUACCGGUGUGGCUGA